Plasmopara halstedii is the source of this 3030-nucleotide messenger RNA. RefSeq lists its product as hypothetical. Bases 1 to 3030 code for a protein of 1009 amino acids. Gene Ontology annotation, molecular function: calcium-activated cation channel activity. Gene Ontology annotation, cellular component: plasma membrane. The transcript is spliced from 4 exons. Lineage: Eukaryota; Oomycota; Peronosporomycetes; Peronosporales; Peronosporaceae. The record is from RefSeq and is a predicted model, not a curated record.
AUGAUUCGAUACUUAUUGAAGGGCGUAGUCGUCGUAGGUGUUCUGACCACUAGGAUACGUGGGGAUGAUCUUAAUAUUGUCCACGUACCUUCAGGUGUCACGACGGUGAUGCUUAAUGAUCGUGUCGAGCUUAAAGUUGACACGUGGGUGACUAUUAAUGCCCCAUCGAUGUUUGUGACACUCAAGUUGACAGACAGCAAUGGUACUGCAAUGGAUUCGCUAAUUUUUCCGCACUCACUUAUCUUUGCGCACGCAAUUAAUGCCACGCGACCAACAAGAGUCAAGCAGAAAUUCUUUUUGUUUGGCAAAGUUCCAGGAAGAUUCUACCUUGAUUACGGUAUGAGAGGCAUGGAUGUUGACAAAUACUAUCGACUGGAAGCUGAACGAUCGGUUGUAUCGAUUGCUGCUGGGAGAGAUGUCGGGUGGCAGGGCAUAUGGUAUCAAUUGCUGUUCAACAGUCUACUUUUUUGUGGUGGAAUGACCUUUUUCGCGUAUCGUCGACUGUCUGUGUCAGGAGGCGGCCAGGAAAUGCUUUUUGAGCGCAGCAAUUAUGACGAGAUCUCACUCGACGUUUAUACGACAAAGUAUAGCGAACUCCAAGGAUCAACAUUGAAGAAAAGAAUAACGAAAUACUGGGAUAUUCCGUGUACUGGAGAUUACGUUACUUCGAUGUGUGGCAUUCCAGCAGCACUUCUCAUGGGGCUUUUCCGAGACUGUGGGCAUUUAUUUGUACUUCUUAGCUUUUUUAGCCUCGUAGUGAUGCUACCAGUGAAUUAUUUUCCAGGGAGUGCUCGGGGGCAGAAGGGAGGAGAUACAUACCAAGCAACGACUCUUAGCAAUGUACCGCUCCAUAGUAAUUGGUACUGGAUCCACGUGGUCUACUGCUAUUUCGUAGCUUUUGCUGUACUUCGGCUUUUGCGCAGACAACACGAAGUGGUAUCAAUGCUUCAAAGUAAAGCAAAACACAUCGUAGGAUCUCGAAGCAUAUUCAUUCAGCAUGGACUUCCGCUUGACACAACAGAACAUUCAUUACUUGAUGUGCUUCAUACUGCUAUGCCUAGUGAGGGUUCUGUGCAUGAAGUUACAAUUUUGCAAGAUCUUAGCGCUGUGUACGAGCUGCUUGAUCGAAGAAAAAACCUAUCUGAGAAACUCAGCAGAAUUUUAGCAUUUGAAGAAGCCUAUGAGAACGGCACUUUAUCAUAUAAUCUGUUGUGCUGUCCUGGUUCUGUAGUGGCCCCUGAGCCACUCCAGGUAGCUUGGUGGCACUUACGCUGCAAGCCAGGUCGUUAUAUUGUCCGCCAUAGAAACAUGGCUGAAUGCUGCUGCUACUGUUGCACAUGUUGCUGUCCGAGACAUAGCGUAAGGGUUGGCAGAACCGACAGCCAUAGCAGAACGUUGUACCAAAGUCUUGUCGAUGAUAAUCGUGACGAAGCGUUCGAUCGGAGUACAGCGCGGCAAAUUUUAUUGUUGCAAGAAGAACUUGAGUUUGCCCCAGUAGACGUACUGGAAAAAUUUAGGAAGCGGAAAUGCAUGGGGGCUGCAUUUCUAAUAUUUGACUCCACGGCUACUCGUAACGCUUUUGUUCGAAACGUACGUGCUCAGACUUGCCUCGGUCGCUUGACAAAUUUUGCAGAGUCUUUGUUUUCUAAAAGUGUUCAACACGAAUCACUGGCUUCAUUGGGAAGACAAGAACGUUCCUUGCCACAAACGCUCGAUCCUGUUCUUCAAGAUGUCGUACUCAUGAGUGCACCAGAGCCCGAUGACGUGAUUUGGCGUAAUCUUGCAUAUCGACCGUCUACGUUUCGAAGAAUUACUUACUUUUGGCUUCGACAGCUUGCGACGCUGGUCUUGCUACUUUUGUUCUCUACACCGACAGCUGUGCUUAUAUUUAUCAAGCUCGAUUCAGGCAGCGAUGUGUACCGAGGCUUAAAUCGACAAAACACGUUUCUGCUUACAAUAGUGGCUUCGUAUAUGCCGUCGCUGCUUUUGAUUGUCGUCAAUUGGUGUCUACUAGCAUUUCUAGAUCAAAUCUCAAUGUCAGAGACUUCAUUCAGCUAUUCUCAGCAAGUCAAAAGCUUUCUUGUAAAAGGUUUUACAUACUUGAUUGUGAGCUCAGUCAUACUGCCCAGUAUUGGUGUGACAGCACUUUAUUUGGCAUUAACGGACAUCGAGAAGACUGGCGGCCGCUCGUAUAUUGAGUCCUUCUUGUACAAAGUAUCAGGCACGUUCUUCAUCUCGUACGUUUGUCAGUGUACCUUCAUCGGGGGAAUAGUCGACAUCACUCGAUGUUCCGAUACAAUGGCAUUGCAACCUUGGCUUCGCGCACGCUCGGUCACGUCCCAGGAGAUCCAAAAGGCGCAACGGCCGAGUACUUUUUCCUACGGCCAUGAGUACGCGCUGGUACUGAGCGUUUUUCUUGUGAUCCUGUUGGGCACGGUCAUCUCUCCAAUCAUCACACCGUUCGGAGCACUUUACUUCUACGUCAAGCUUGCCACGACAAAGUACAACACGUUGUAUGUGCAUCCGUAUAGUCCUGGCCGAGGUCAUAUUGCCGAGACGGCAUUAGAGCUUACGUUUGUGUGCUUGAUAUUGUUUGAGAUCGUCAUGGCUUUUGUCUUUUUGCAAGUUGCUGGUCGCAAACAGUUUGUAGCGAUGCUUGUACUGCUGUUAGCCACAUUUUCCGUCCACCUCUUUCGGCUCUCUGGUGCAGAUGCAUAUCAAUUUGUUCAGCGAGGUUUUGCUGAUUUGCGAAGCGAACCUCAGUCUUCCGGUGGCAAAGCAGGCACUGUGUUUGAACAUUCUAAGUCGAAGCGCUUCAUCUUAAGCCCCCAGCCUACGAAUCUACAUCAUGAUCAGGCCCACAUUGCAUCGUAUGCCGAUCCGUUUAAAGCAGCGCUUUUGAUAUUUAAACUGCUCGGUGCUGACAACUUUCAUCAGAUGACUUCCUCCAGUACACAGCUUCGAUUUGCCUUCGAUAAGUUACGUCGCUGGUCGAAAAGUCCGCUUUCCCUUUCCGAGAUAAGUGACUAG